Chara braunii is the source of this 1995-nucleotide messenger RNA. The record is from the annotation of a GenBank genome assembly. Lineage: Eukaryota; Viridiplantae; Streptophyta; Charophyceae; Charales; Characeae.
GACAGGCUGGAGAGACAGUACACAGCAAACAGAAUCCUGAAAUGGAUCUUACCGACACCAGAAUUCCUGUCACCUCACUGCGGAUCUAUGACAGCGAUUCUAGAUGUUCAGACGGACGAUCAGAACCCUUCUGUCAAAAAAACAGAUGUCUUCCCCCCAGCAGACAGUAGGUGGCAAAAGAAGGCAACUGGAAAAGCGAGGGGUAACCCGACAAAGAUAAACUCCAACCCCAUCACAGACUCACGGGUUAUCAUGGAGGAGAAAGCAAGAGAAGAUUUACUGUGGGACCUUGACACCAUCAGAGAACAGAUUGAACAGGAAUUCAAUAAGGAACCGUCCGCUUUCAAGGAAGCACCGAAACAAUCAAAACAAGUGGAGCUGCAAACAUACAAGAGGAGGGACAAAGCUCAAGCCGACAACAAGCGUCAGCUACAAGAGGAUACAGGACCAUCUGGAAAGGGAAUGGGCCCAAAACGAAGGAAGGUCGGGGAGUCAUCGCAGGGUAAGGAAACCGAAACGCUAGAGAAAGGGAUGACAGGAGAAGGGAUGGAUUUGGACUCAACAGGCGGCGAGGCUGACGACGAAACACGAGGGAAGAACAACACACCUGAGGCCGGCUCCACAGAAGGAGAGGACCAAUCCACACAGUCCCUAACCUGGCUCAGAGACUAUAUGGAAAAGGCGAAGAGGGAACGGGAGCAUGCCUUCGAUGUACGGGUCGCCUGCUUGAAACAUGCAGAGAGACCCCAGGUGAAUGGUAAGAAAAAUGCAAUUGCAGGGAUCAGCAACUCAUCCAACCAAUACGAGAUGCUUAAGAAGGAGAGAGCUGAGGAAUUCUCUGAGUUUGCUGCUUUCAAGUACGCAGAAAAGAAAAGGGCAAGGGACCCACGAACAAUGGACAAAGAUAAAACCAUUCCCACAAUCAAUGACAACCUUCAGGAUUUGCGUCCCAAGGCGAGGAAAACGGGGAAGAACCAAAGACGGAAAGAGAUUAACAAUGAACGAGUUGAGGUUGAGGUGAAAUCGGACCGUGCCUUACUGGAGAAAGAAGCCGCUGUUGUCCUGUCUCAAACGGAAAAGCUCAAGAAAUGGAACAAGGAAUAUGCCCCCGAAUUCUCAUCCAUUGCUCAGAUCGCACGUGGGGAGGCCCCAAGGGUGAUUGAAGCGGCCAGAUCAGCCCGUAGAACACUGAGGAACAUCCGGCCUCUCAUCACAGCCCGGUACGUAAGCAAGGCAAAAGAAUGGCAAAUCGCAACAGAUGUAGCCUUUAAGAUUCCCCACUUCGUAGAAGGUGAGAACGUGAUCAAAGUCUUGGAAGGGAAGGUCACAACUGAAUCCCCGUUGGAUCUAUUUGAAACUGUGCCCAUUGAGGAGGAGUUGAACGCUCUCGACUCACAAGAAGGAUCAGCCACCCCACCCAAGAACUCAAAUGAGGUCGAUGAACUAAACAGCGAUCUUCAGAUGCGGAAUCAGAAGUUGGGGUCCCUGCAGGAGGAGCUGCAACAGGAGAGAUCGAAGGUUUCGUCCAUGAGGGACGAAAUGAAGCAACUCAUUAACUUCUCCGAACGUUCGCACGAUGAAGCCACAAAAUUUCAGAACCUUCAGGAGAAAUACUCAGAACAAGUCAACCGCCUGCAAUCCGAGCUGUCAAAAACAGAGUCAGACAAGAACGAACUGCAGCAAACACUGAAGGAGUUGCGCCAGAAAGAGCAAGUUGAUGAACAGAAAGCAAAGCUUGAGAAUGCCGAAGCCAAGUGCUCACAGGCUGAAAGGGAGGUUGCUAAGCUGAGGGCUGAGACAGAACUUUUGAGAAGCGAUAGCUUGAUAUUGGCCCAGCAGUUGGAGCUCACCAAAGCUAAGCUGGCCAAGGCCAAGGAAGAUGAAGUUGCUGCAGCGCACGAGAGGAAGCAGCUUCAGAGUCUCUUGCCUAAGUGAGAUACAGAGUUGGAAAUAAAAGAAAAAACUUUUAAAAAGCAAUAAAUUUUUGAAAGACGA